CUUUUACGUUUUCAUAUUGAACUUUGCCGUCGUGUCGCUUUUAAGUUUUUCGUGUCGCUUGCAGCGAUUUCUUAUAAAUUAGCUUUGUUAAAUUGAUAGGGCAGUGCCACAAAAUGGGUCUGCUACAUGCGUUGCGUGUGAGAAUCAUGAAUUUCAUGAUAUUCUUCUUAAUAAUAAUCUUGUUGCCGGGUCUGCCACCGCGCACCACUUUCCCCUACAAAGACUUCACUGUUAGUCCGCCCAAAGAACUGAAAGGAGCUCUGGAGCCCAACUUUCACCUGGAUGGUGCUGAGCGUCUUCUAGAGGGUCGUAUCUAUGGCCCCGAGCAUCUUAUUGUGCGCAACAAUGAGAUCUAUACGGGAUUGCAUGGUGGUGAGAUCAUCAAGCUGACUGCCAACCAUGUAACGCAUGUGGCCAAGUUUGGUCUGCCUUGUGCUGAAAACUUUGAGGAGGCACGCUGUGGUCGUCCUCUGGGCAUGGCAUUUGAUACGCAGGGCAACAAUCUGAUCGUUGCCGAUGCUUACUAUGGUUUGUGGCAGGUUGACCUGACUUCCCACAAAAAGCAACUGUUGGUUUCGCCGCGUCAGGAGCUGCCUGGCCAGAGCAUAGCACGUCCUGCCAAGCUAUUCAAUUCGGUGGCUGUGAGUAAACAAGGCGACAUCUACUGGACCGACUCCUCAUCGGAUUUCCCCCUUCAAGACUUGGUCUAUACCUCGUUUGCUAAUCCAUCUGGACGUCUAUUCAAAUACAAUCGGGCCAAGAAUGCUAGCGAAGUGUUGCUGGAUGAACUCUUUUUUGCCAACGGCUUGGCUCUCAGUCCCAACGAGGACUUCAUUGUGGUCGCCGAAACGGGAGGCAUGCGUUUGAUGAAGUAUAUUUUGAAGGGUCCCAAGGCUGGACAGAGUGAGGUCUUCGUCGAGGGUCUGCCCGGCAUGCCCGAUAACUUAACGCCCGAUGCAGAGGGUAUUUGGGUGCCUUUGCCAGCCAGCGCUGAUAGCGAGAAUCCAUCAACGUUUUCACUGUUCUCACGCUUCCCAACUAUUCGUCUGUUCCUGGCGCGUAUGCUGACGCUCUUCGAGCUGCCUUUCCGUUACCUCAACAGCGUGUAUCCCAAUAAGUUCUCUCAGCGAUUUGUGCACUUCAUUGGUCAUGGCGAGAGUGUCAUGUUGUUGGCUCCCAAACGUAGCACUGUUGUGCGCGUGGAUUGGAAUGGCAACAUUGUGGGCUCACUGCAUGGCUUUGACAAGUCUGUUGCUGGCAUUUCGCAUGUCCUAGAGUUCCAGGAUUACUUGUAUCUAGGCUCACCCUUCAAUCAUUAUCUGGCACGCGUCAAAUCACCCAAAGCGUCCAAGCAACCCACCGUAAAGGUGCGCAAUGUGCGCGUAGAGGGCGAGGGAUUGGAGGCGUCUGUUGGUGCAGCACCCACGACAACUACCGCCAAGCCAAAGACACAGACAGCACCAAAGACGACCACGUCCAAGCCACAGACUACCACAACAACAACAACGACCACUACUAAGAAGCCAACAACAACAACGACCACUACUAAGAAGCCAACAACAACAACCACAACAACGCCCAAGCCAAAAACUACAACAGCCAAGCCGGCCACAACAACAACUCCAACUACUACUACAACAACGACGACAACAACGCCAAAGCCAGCAACAACCACAACAACAAAAAAGAGUACAACAACCACAACUACACCAAAGCCGGCAACAACAACGACAAAACGCACUGUGCCCAGCAAACCAGCGCCCGUUGAGGAAGAGAUUCCCGUGGACACGAAGCCGCCUCAGAAGGAGAAGCUGAAGGUGAUCAACAAACAAGGCGACCACGUUGAACUUUAAGCGGCAUCUAAAAAAUGAACAAAAAAAAAAAAGCAAAAACAAUCUUUAUUUACAACAGUUUUGGCAAAAGUUUUCUAUAAUUUUUUCUUCUCCAAUUUUGUUGGAUGAAUUGAAGUGGAUUUAUUAAGUUAUUAAGUACUAACUAGCUAAUUUGUAAUUAGCUGCAAGCUUUAUCUCAAGCCAAAACUGUUAAACUCCAGGCAGCUUCUUAUAUGUCGCACAAUUUGCAUAUAAUUGCGUUUUGCCAAAAUUGUAACACUCCAAAAUGCUCUGAAACUACGAAACAUUCCCAAUUUCAAUUAAGCUUAAUUAUGUAUUUAGUUACGACCACGAUUUAGUCGUACUGUAAAUGACGCAAAUGCUCAUUGAAUUCUCUUAUUGUUUAAACAUUAAACAAUGCCCAACAUUGUUAAUUAA
Drosophila innubila is the source of this 2270-nucleotide messenger RNA. RefSeq names its product adipocyte plasma membrane-associated protein (gene Hmu). Gene Ontology annotation, biological process: biosynthetic process. The record is from RefSeq and is a predicted model, not a curated record. The transcript is spliced from 4 exons. NCBI's taxonomy places the organism in Eukaryota, Metazoa, Arthropoda, Insecta, Diptera, Drosophilidae. Gene Ontology annotation, molecular function: strictosidine synthase activity. The coding region runs from base 114 to 1853 and encodes 579 amino acids.